Molecule: messenger RNA, 1976 nt
Organism: Amphiprion ocellaris (clown anemonefish)
Lineage: Eukaryota; Metazoa; Chordata; Actinopteri; Pomacentridae
Gene: mboat2b
Product: membrane bound O-acyltransferase domain containing 2b
Exons: 13
Coding region: 162-1853 (563 amino acids)
Biological process (GO): lipid modification
Cellular component (GO): membrane
Molecular function (GO): acyltransferase activity
Source: RefSeq, a predicted model, not a curated record
ACAGACGGGGUGAGGAGGAGGAGGAGGAGCAGGAACAGGAAGAAGAGGAGGACGCACAGACACACGGACAGACCGCCGGCGGAUCACGGAGCCUCCGCCGCCGCCUCUGAGCUGCUGCAGCCGGACACAGAAGCAGCAGACCCGGCCGCAGACACGGAGCCAUGGCCGAUGACGACGCCCCAACCACGGCCUGCACCGGCUCCAGCCUGCUGCAGCCGGUCAGCGAGAUCACCAACCUGCCGCUGGACCAGGUGAACUUUGUGGUGUGUCAGCUCUGUGCUCUGAUCUCAGCCUUCUGGUUUCGUCUCUUCCUCCAUCCCAGUAAAACCAGUCCGUUCAUCAGACAUGUGGUGGCGACUCUACUGGGACUCUACUUCGCUUUGUUCUGCUUCGGAUGGUAUGCUCUUCACUUCCUAGUUCAGAGUGGACUCACCUACGGCAUCAUGAUCCUGACCGGAGUCGAACACAUGCACAAAUACUGCCUCCUGGUGGCCCUGACCUAUCUGAGUCUGUGUCAGAUCACUCGAGUCUACGUCUUCGAUUACGCCAUGUACUCUGCUGACUUCACAGGCCCCAUGAUGGUGAUAACACAAAAGAUCACCAGCCUGGCGUUUGAAAUCCAUGAUGGAAUGGCUCGAAAAGAGGAACAUCUGACAGCAGGGCAGAAGAUUCUGGCGAUAAGGAGGAUGCCCAGUCUGCUGGAGUACUUCAGCUACAACUGUAACUUCAUGGGGAUCCUGGCCGGACCCACCUGCUCCUACAACGACUACAUCGCCUUCAUAGAGGGGGACCCCCGUCGCCAUAGAGACCAGGAGGCCGACAGGAAGUCCACCUGCAAGCUGAGGCAGAGCGAGCCCUCGCCAAACAUGGAGGUCGUCCGUAAAGUGGCCACGUCCUUCUUCUGUCUCCUGGUCUUUCUGUCAGUGUGUAAGGUUUUCCCCGUAGAGCGAAACAUCGACGACAACUUCAUCGCCAACACGCCAUUCUAUGCUCAGGUGGUCUACCUGUACCUGUCCAUGGUGACCACCAGACCCAAGUACUACUUUGUGUGGACGCUCGCUGACGCCAUCAACAACGCUGCUGGCUUUGGCUUCAAUGGCUACGACAGUGAUGGCUCUCCUCGCUGGGACCUCAUCUCCAACCUGAGGAUCCUCAACAUUGAGUUUGCCACCAGCUUCAAAGUUUUUCUUGACAACUGGAACAUUCAGACAGCACACUGGCUCAAAAGAGUGUGUUACGAGCGAUGUCCCUACCACCCAACAGCAGCCACCUUCAUCCUGUCAGCCAUGUGGCACGGAGCCUAUCCAGGAUACUACCUCACCUUCCUCACUGGCAUCGUCAUCACGCUGGCCGCCAGAGCGGUCAGACACAACGUUCGGCCAUACUUCCUGCAAUCACCCACCCACAAAGUGGUCUAUGAUGUCAUCACGUGGGCGGCGACUCAGAUCGCCAUCUGCUACACAGUGGUGCCUUUUGUGCUGUUGUCUGUGGGUCCAUCGCUAAAGUUUUACAGGUCUGUCCUGGUACUUCAGCCUCCACAUCGGUUGCGUUCUGUUGGCUGUGGCGUUGCCUGUCAAACCAAGACAUCUCCGCCUCAAAGAGCAGCAGAAAAGCUCCCUCCAAGAGUCGUCUCAACACCACCUGGAGGGUACAGUCAGCAACUGCAGCCAGAAGGAAAAAACCACAUGAGGACAUGGAAUAUUCAUGGGCAACAUCAUAUUUACAUGACAAGGUGUGAACCAUCACAGGGAGCGGCCUGCAAGCCUCGGUACAGAAACUCGAUGGGCAGUACUGUAAUAUUUGGGACAUUGGGAUGGAUGAAAAUAGACCCUGUGUUGUACCAUGUCUUUUAAAAGGAAGUACGACUGCCAGGAUAGUGUCUGGACUCAAUUGGUUUGUCUGUUAGUCUGUUGGCAGGUUCAGACAAAUCAGCAACGUUGGCGGAUAUAUAUAUAUAUAUAUAUAUAUAUAUGUAU